CCUGCCGCUGGCCGCCCCCCCCGGUACAUCCGGGUCAGCGCACGCCCGCCCGCACGGCCGGUGCCCGCGGUGCUGUGCGGCCGCUCCCCCCCCCCCGCUCCCCCCUCCCCGCGCGCGCGCUCCCGCCGCCCGCGCGCGCUCCCGGCGCGCUCCCGCCACCCGCGCGCGCCGCUCCGUCGCUGCUCCGGCCGAGCGGGGGAGGCGGCGGCUCCGGCUCCGCUCCCGAUCCCGGUCCCGGUCCCGCUCUCGGUCCCGCUCCGGAUCCCGGUCCCGCAUCGCCGCGCGCGGGGCGGCUCGAUUGUGAGGACGAGCUUGCUGCAUCAAUAAUCUGAAGAAGGGAGUUCUCUGUUAACACUGCAAGAAGAUACUACUAACUGACUGGAGGCCAAGAACAGAGUGCAGCACUGGCUGUAGGUUUGCUGGCAUGGGUAAUCUCAUUAAGGUGCUAACCAGGGACAUAGACCACAAUGCAGCACAUUUUUUCUUGGAUUUUGAAAGUACCUUAACAUGGGGAACCUUCUAAAAGUUUUGACAUGCACAGACCUUGAGCAGGGGCCAAAUUUUUUCCUUGAUUUUGAAAAUGCCCAACCUACAGAAUCUGAAAAGGAAAUUUAUAAUCAGGUGAAUGUAGUGUUAAAGGAUGCAGAAGGAAUACUGGAAGACUUGCAGUCAUAUAGAGGAGCUGGCCAUGAAAUACGAGAGGCAAUACAGCAUCCAAAUGAUGAGAAGCUGCAAGAGAAGGCAUGGGGUGCAGUUGUUCCACUAGUAGGCAAACUAAAGAAAUUCUAUGAAUUUUCUCAAAGACUAGAGGCAGGACUGCGGGGCCUGCUGGGCGCCCUGACGAGCACGCCGUACUCCCCAACACAGCACCUGGAGCGAGAGCAGGCUCUUGCUAAGCAGUUUGCAGAAAUUCUUCACUUUACACUCCGAUUUGAUGAGCUCAAGAUGACAAAUCCUGCUAUACAGAAUGACUUCAGCUACUAUAGAAGAACUCUGAGCCGUAUGAGGAUUAACAAUGUCCCAGCAGAGGGAGAAAAUGAAGUAAAUAAUGAGUUGGCAAACAGAAUGUCUUUAUUUUACGCUGAAGCGACGCCAAUGUUGAAAACCUUAAGUGAUGCCACAACAAAGUUUGUGUCAGAGAAUAAAAAUUUACCGAUAGAGAAUACAACAGAUUGCUUAAGCACCAUGGCCAGUGUGUGCAGGGUCAUGCUGGAAACCCCUGAAUAUAGAAGCAGGUUUACAAAUGAGGAAACAGUAUCAUUCUGUCUGAGGGUAAUGGUGGGUGUCAUCAUACUCUAUGACCAUGUGCAUCCGGUGGGCGCUUUUGCCAAAACUUCAAAAAUUGAUAUGAAAGGAUGCAUCAAAGUUCUUAAAGACCAGCCUCCUAACAGUGUAGAAGGCCUUCUAAAUGCUCUCAGGUACACAACAAAGCAUUUGAAUGAUGAGACUACCUCCAAGCAAAUUAAAUCCAUGUUGCAAUAACAAUUACCUGGAAUUCGCACCUGCUGUAGACAGUAUUCUGCAAUGACUGAGAUGCACAGAUUUUUUUUUUUUAGUGAUUGCAACUACUAUCUCGUUCAUUCUUGCUUUUUAUUUUCUCUCUUCCUGUUGACUCUUUUUUUUAAUCACUUUCUUGUACCUAAGUAAGCUCAGACUUCUUUUCUGUGCCAAAUCAAUGAAAAUUAUCAAUUCUGGAAAGUAUUUCUACUUUUCAGAACAGCCAUCCUAAGUGGCAGCUAAUUAUGCGUUGCAUUUGGAUUUCUCUGUACUGGGGAAAGAUUUGUGACUUGAACUUAAUAUUUUUAAACUUGUGGUUUUUUUCUUUUUUUGAAAAACUAAUAUUUAAUAUUGCUUCUUCUGCAUGGCAAGACUGCCUACUUCUGCUAUUUAAAAAUCCCUUGAUGACUUCAUUUUCUAUUGCAGCUUAUUUUCAUGUGCAACCAUGAGGAAACUAAAAGCAGAUUUGUUUAAAUUAACUGUGUUUGUACAAAAUGGUACCCAACACAAAAGUUUUUUUAAAUGAGUAAAAACUGUUUUGUUUAAAAGUUACGUUUGCAUUUUGACUCAUUUUUGUAAGGAUGUAUGUUGUAUGUUUAACCUUUAAUAACUAACGUUAAACUGUGGUGUGUGCGUAGCAAAAUUACGUAUGCAUGUUCAUGUCAAAUGAUUGGCUGUGGAUAAGAUAAUAAAAUCAGCUUUCAUUUUUCUAAG
Motacilla alba alba is the source of this 2211-nucleotide messenger RNA. RefSeq names its product CYFIP related Rac1 interactor B (gene CYRIB). The coding region runs from base 508 to 1482 and encodes 324 amino acids. The record is from RefSeq and is a predicted model, not a curated record. The transcript is spliced from 14 exons. Gene Ontology annotation, molecular function: small GTPase binding. Gene Ontology annotation, biological process: regulation of actin filament polymerization; positive regulation of T cell activation. NCBI's taxonomy places the organism in Eukaryota, Metazoa, Chordata, Aves, Passeriformes, Motacillidae.